Molecule: messenger RNA, 867 nt
Organism: Saccostrea echinata
Lineage: Eukaryota; Metazoa; Mollusca; Bivalvia; Ostreida; Ostreidae
Exons: 2
Coding region: 1-867 (288 amino acids)
Molecular function (GO): protein binding
Source: RefSeq, a predicted model, not a curated record
AUGUCUACCGACAGGAUUCUUGUUCUUAUCCUGUGUGUGAAGUUAAUAUUCACCUAUGUAGAAGCAGCUACCGAAUCCAAUGAUAUUGAUAAUGUGAAUUCUAUUCGUUUUCUACGAGAACAACUAGAAGAACUUAAAUCGGUCGUAAAUGAUUUAAAAAGGUCCAAUAAACAAUAUGCUUCUGAUAUUAAGGAACUGAAGAAAGCCAAAUAUAAAUGUGCAGCAAAAAUUGACAUUCUGGACAACAUCAUAAAACGAGGAAACAAUGAGUUUUCGCAGACAGAGACAGAAAAUAUGCCUGGUAAAACAGCCGUUAUUCCUGACGCAGCAGAUAAAGAAAAAUGGUAUCCAAACCUCAAUGGCUCCACGUCUAAAGACCAGUAUACUGCUGCGUAUAGAAACUUUCAAGAGACAGCUAAUUUGGAGAGACGAUCAGUAUCAGAAAAUCUUGCAUUUCAAGAGGUAAAUGCAUUUUACGCCUACAUGAGUGCUUCUGAGAACCAUCCCGGACAUCACCAAACGAUAAUUUUUGACGUUGCAAUCACAAACGCUGGUCAUGCCUAUAGCAAGAACAGUGGAAUUUUUACUGUACCAACCACAGGCAUCUAUGUUUUUACUUGGAACAUUGCUUCAGCAAUUCACGACUACAGCUAUACUGAACUAGUUGUAAACGCUACUCCAAGAGGUUUCAUUCACACCUGCUCUCUUAACGACGCUUGUGGAAGGGUGACAACGGGAAUAGUGGUAGUGGCAGUGAACCAAAGGGACGAAGUUUUCGUGCGAACCAAUUCCGUAUUUCCCAUUGUCGGAGGAAUACAUAGCGAUGGUGAUAUCCGCAGUUCAUUUGCUGGUUGGCAAAUUGCUUGA